Messenger RNA from Anopheles darlingi, 750 nucleotides. RefSeq lists its product as uncharacterized. The record is from RefSeq and is a predicted model, not a curated record. Lineage: Eukaryota; Metazoa; Arthropoda; Insecta; Diptera; Culicidae. Bases 47 to 712 code for a protein of 221 amino acids. The transcript is spliced from 3 exons.
CGCGGUUUUCCAUUUUGCAGAAUUAUUUUUGAUUUUUUGCGGAAUCAUGAAUGGAUACAAGGAAGAUAACGAUCCUGAAGAGAACCCAGAAGAAGAUUCUGAAGAAAUUCCCGAAGAAAGUCCUGAAGAUUAUACUGCCGUUGGCUGCGAUCCCGUAGCAACAUUUCUGACCAGCGUGAAGUGCAGCACGAAUAACCUCAACGAAGAACUAAAGAAAUGUUCUCUAACGUACGAUCAGAUCAGCGGCCUGGUGGAAGAGGAUUUACGGCUGAUGGGGGUGAAAAGCGAUUUGGCCAUCAAGGAGAUUCUAUCCGAGUCGUCGCAACUACCGAAGCAACGACGGAUGUACGAUAGAGUUCUGCGUACAGAGUUUCACCCUCUCGAAUAUGCAGAAACCGUCGCUCGGAAUACUGUUGAGCAUUUGGAAAGCAUUAAAGUAUUGUUGAACCUGACGCAGCUGAAGCUAAAAGGCACAAUUCCAGAGAACGUGCUGCUAGAUAACCACAUUUACGCUUCCGAGGUUUCUCUUAAGCUUUGUGAUAGAAUUCACGAUCGGCUCAGUGACAUACAGGCCAUAGUAGAUCCCAACCAGACAACCGUUCCUAACAAACGAACGUCGUGGAUACAACAGGUUACACUACCAGUAAUAUUUCUAUCCGGUGUCCUUCUGGUGUCUAUUUGUUGGAAAAGAGCUGGCUUCCAACUGAUUUGACUGGCUAAUCAUUUUCAUUCCAAUAAAAAGGUAAAUUU